ACCAGGGGCUUGGACGACAGACCCGGUUAAAUGGAUUUAGAAAAAAGUCGAGGAUCUAAUCGCUGAGGGAUUUCAUAGCCAGUCUUAUUUUAAAGUGUAUUCACAAGUGAGAAAGUGCACACUGAGAAAAUACCAUGACAUUGGGGUCUUGACGGCAAACGGACCCUCAAAUACCCUGAUGUGUCAGGAAUGAUACUCGCGUGGUACCACAAUUACGUACUAGUCUAAUUUGUACAGCGUACCCGUAGAAUUAAGAAGUAUUGUGACCAAGAUAUGGUGUAAAUAUCACUUUUACGAACCUGUGAACUACCUUGACAAAGCUUUGACAGCUAUAAGACGGCCCUUUGACACCUGAUCUCUUGACCAUGACGUAUCACCUCUCAUUCUGUGGGUGUGGCCUUAUGGUUAUUUAUCAAGUGGGCGUGGUCGAGUGCUUUAUCACACAUGGUGGGCGGUUCCUAAGUCGGGUGGACAAGCUGGCCGGGGCGUCUGCUGGAGCCUUAGUAGCUGUUGCCAUGGCGACCAAGUUGAAAGAAUUCCAUAUAAUGAAGGAUUUGUCCUACAAAAUGGCGGCAGGUAUUCGCCAGAGGGAAAUCGGUAUAUUUACUCAAAAGUCAAAUAUAAUGCUCAGCGUGGAGCAACAUCUCCGCGAAUUUCUGCCAGAAGAUGCCCACCAGGUGGCGACAGGGAAGUUGUUUACGUCACUGUCAGAGCUCUCCAGGCACAACAAGCCCAGGUUGAAAAACAUUCUUAUUUCAGAAUACGAAAGUAACGAUUUUCUAAUUCAGUGUUUACUCGCUUCAUGCCACAUCCCUGGAUAUGCAGGCACGACAAAACCUUUACACAUCCGUGGAAAGUCGUACAUUGACGGCGGAUUCACGGACAACCUCCCAGUAUUUCCCACGGGGAGGACCAUCACCGUGUCCCCGUUCUCGGGGCAUCAAGACAUCAGCCCCACCGACAGGAGCGUGUUGGGUCUGAGGGUCAGGACGGUGAACCAGGACUUCCAGUUCAACCUCAGGAACCUGCACCGUGGGGUAAGGGCGCUGGUGCCCACCAAUAAGACCGGACUUGAAAGAAUAUAUGAACAGGGUUGGGGGGAUGCGGUGAGGUUUUUGAAGAAGGAGGGGCUAUUUGAUCAGUGAUGGUUUUUUCCCCAUUUUGGGAUGGUUACCGUGAAGGUACCAUGCAGAUUAAGAGUGCAGAAUUCACUUUUCACAUUCAGGGCGCAGAAUCCGAUUUUCUAACUCUGCUCUCCGCACCGCAUGUCAAUAGA
Messenger RNA from Lingula anatina, 1276 nucleotides. Its product is annotated as patatin-like phospholipase domain-containing protein 4. Gene Ontology annotation, molecular function: triacylglycerol lipase activity. Lineage: Eukaryota; Metazoa; Brachiopoda; Lingulata; Lingulida; Lingulidae. Gene Ontology annotation, biological process: triglyceride catabolic process; lipid homeostasis. Gene Ontology annotation, cellular component: membrane; lipid droplet; cytoplasm. The record is from RefSeq and is a predicted model, not a curated record.